Molecule: messenger RNA, 2951 nt
Organism: Lingula anatina
Lineage: Eukaryota; Metazoa; Brachiopoda; Lingulata; Lingulida; Lingulidae
Product: transmembrane anterior posterior transformation protein 1 homolog
Biological process (GO): positive regulation of cilium assembly
Cellular component (GO): endoplasmic reticulum membrane; ciliary basal body
Source: RefSeq, a predicted model, not a curated record
UUCUCGAAAAGUAUUUUUCAUCAGAUGUAUCCACCGGCCUAGAUCUUUGUGAAAAUGAGGUCGAAAAGACGUGCAGCGAAAGCCUAGUGGGCUGUACACAGAAGGACAGGCAUGGAAGAGGGGAACGAUGCUGACGAUAACUCCGCUCACAGAACGGAACAAAGAAUGGCACCAGAAAAUGUGGGCAGUGCAGUUAUUGGGGAGUGCCCACUGGAAGUGAAUGAAACAAACAAAAAGAUCUCUAUGUUGAAAUAUCUCAAGGCUGAGCUUACCAGAGGUUACCUAUUGGAACAUGAAGAAGAAAAGUUUUCAGAAAAGAGAAGAAGGGUCUAUACAUUCAUGAAAACACCAAGAGAGCUUGAAACGUUUUUGGUAUAUGGCUUCUUCUUAUGUGUGGAUGCAUUCCUCCAUGUUUUGACAUUCCUGCCUCUCAGGUUCAUGUUAGGCAUCUUCAAGAUUGUUACCCAGCCAUGUGGUUUUAUGUUUGGAAGAUCCAGGGUCUUGGAGCCAGGAGAAAUCUGUGAUAUUCUGAAAGUAUUAAUCCUUAUCAUAGUGUGUGUAGCAGUCAGCUAUGUGGACACUUCUAUGAUGUAUCACAUAAUUCGGGGCCAGGCCAUCAUAAAACUCUACAUAUUUUUCAACAUGCUAGAGAUAGCAGACAAAUUGUUUUCCUCCUUUGGACAGGAUAUUUUGGAUUCCUUGUUCUGGACAGCCACAGAGCCCCGCAGCAGGAGGAGAGAACAUGUGGGUGUCAUACCACACCUCCUGCUGGCUUGUUUGUAUGUCUUCCUGCAUACAAUCCUGGUGCUAUUACAGACAACUACACUUAAUGUGGCUUUUAAUUCCCACAACAAAUCUCUCUUGACAAUCAUGAUGUCCAAUAAUUUUGUUGAAGUAAAGGGCACUGUGUUUAGGAAAUUUGAUAAAAACAACCUGUUUCAAAUGUCCUGUGCAGAUGUCAGAGAGAGGUUUCAUUAUAUUAUCCUACUGUCUAUGGUGUUUGUCAGAAACAUGGCUGAAUUUUCUUGGAAUAUUGAUCACUUUUGGCUCCUCAUCCCAGAUAUGAUCAUGGUGCUGCUAGCAGAAGUUGUUGUGGACUGGGUGAAGCAUGCCUUCAUCACUAAGUUCAAUGCUAUAGCAUCUGAGGUAUACAGGGAAUACAAAAUAAGUCUAGCAUAUGACAUGGCAAACAGCAAGUUAAAAAAGGCUGUAUCUGACCACACAGACCAAGUGUCCAGGAGAAUGGGCUUCAUUCCUUUCCCACUGACAUGUCUCAUGAUUAAAAUGAUAUACACAUCCAUAAAGUUUGCAGGCGCAAUUGACAUCAUCAUUCUUAUUCUUAUUUAUUUUGGAUUGAUAACAUUCAAAGUUUUUAACAGCAUUGUCUUACUGGGACAUGCAAUAGACUGUAUAAAGGAACAAAAAGCCAGAGCAGAACAAGAAUCAAAAAGCAAAACCUCAACAGAUCCAAAAGAUGAAGUUAUACCACCAGCCCCAUCAUCCCCAGACAUCAGAAGAGCAUUGUUUCAAAUAGGAAAAGGGUCACUGAGUGAGGACCAUGCCAGUAUUCUCAGAAAAAGGACAAAUUCUGGUACUCAUGGGUCACAACCUAAUGUGACAUUUGCCAGUUUUGUCGAUGAUAUUGAGCCUGAACCAAGGUCAAGGUCAAUGUCACUUCAGCAUGUGGAGCACAAGCAUGCACAUGAACAGAGCAGCUUAGCAGAGGGUCUGAAAUCCUCCUUUACAGAAGAUCUGUUGAAUGUUUCUCAGUCAUCUGAGGAUGUGAGUAGUUUUGAUCAAACUGAAGAUCUGCCAACAGACAUGUCUAGUUCAUUUCAUCCAGAAAAGUCAUUGACUGCAAUGAAGCCUAUGUUUUCUAACAGCAUGGUUAGUUUGAAGAGUGUCCAUCUGAAUGAAGAGUUUUUAAAAGAUUCGGAAGCGGCAGAGGCUGCAGAAAAUGAAUGUUCUGAAGAUGCAGUGCCCAAGGAAGGAAAACCUGAAGAAACUGGUGUUGCUGACCCAACACUAGAUGCAGUAGAGAAAACAAAAACAAACAAAACCCUGAAUGAAAUUGAUAGAUUUACUAUGUGUAGUAGCAGCAUUGUUUGAUUGGCUGAAAGGUUAUAUUAUAUUUACAGAUUGAUGAGGGUAGAGGGUACUAUGUUAAGCUUUAUCUCAGUAUUUUCCUAUUUGGAACUUCUGUAAAUUUAUGUAGUAUGAUAUAAGUGUGUUGGGACAUUCAGGUAUAGAGCAAAUGGUUAAUGGAGAAUGUGCAAUUUAAAAAAGUCACUUUUUGGGGGUCACAGUAUAUUUUCCCCCACAAAUAAGGCAUUUAUUUUCUUCUUUUGAUCAAUUUUUUUUAUAAUAUAUUUUUUGGGCAAAAUGAACUGUCCUUAGUUUUUGGUGAAAAUGAAAUGUGCAUGCUUGAGCUUUAAUUUUGACAGAGUACAUGUAUAUAUGGAUGAUUUUAUGUUGAUGCUUAUUUUGUGUUAUUUUAUUUUUGACCACUCUGGGAUGCUGCUCAAAAUUGUUUGUUAUGAUUAUCAAGUUUAUUGUUAUUCAAAGUUCCCAUGUAAAAUUAUUCAACAAUAGAACAAUAUACUAGAUGCUGAAGAAAAUAACAAUAUGAAUGUUAUGUUUGAUUAAUUUUAUUGGAAGUUUAUUUAUUGUAUGCCAAAAUGUGAGCAUGAAAAUAGUGCUGUUAUGCUUUGAUCCGCGUGUGUUCAAUCACGCCUAGUUUAUAUGAGAAUCCUAUUAAUGUCUAAAUGAGGACCACUUGUUACUACAGUAUAUACAUCUUAUAUUUAAUAAAAAAUGGCUGUAACUUAUGUUUUAGUCCUUAGUGUGAAUGUGUAUUUUUGAAUGGAGGCUGACUCUUAUAACAAUUUUAAAAAUACUAUUACCGUCUUCUAAAAGAUGCUUUGAAAAUUUGACCUAAUCGUUUUCUUGUU